Molecule: messenger RNA, 1023 nt
Organism: Symbiodinium pilosum
Lineage: Eukaryota; Dinophyceae; Suessiales; Symbiodiniaceae
Source: the annotation of a GenBank genome assembly
GUUUGCCUUGUGGUCCCAGUGAUGCUGGGCUGGCUUCCCGAAGAGCGGAUUCCAGGAGCAGGCUGCUGCAGGGUGACGUUGAGUCAAUUCCGGAAGCAUCCUUCCGUCUCGCGGGUGGCUGUGGUGAUGACACUGGUAUCUUCAACUCUCUCCGUGGUCCAGGUGUUGGUUCCAGACAAGAGGGUGCGGGCGGCAGUCACCCUUCUGUGCGCCGUUGUAGUCGGCACCCAGUCUUACCGGUCGCUGAAGCAGAUCACGCCUUACCUUGGGAGAACAGGUCUCUUCAUCUUCCUGAGACAGUGCCUGCGGCCGGGCCUCGGCGAAACAAUGUUCAAAUGGCUUACAGACCAUCCUGGAGGCCCCCAACUCGGCGCUGCUAAGCUGGGCUUCGUGGACUGCUUCGGCUCUUUGGGACUCCUGUGCGGGAUUUGCAUCUACAACAAGUACAUGACGAACUGGUCCUUCCGUAGGAUCUUUGUUACCGCCCAGCUGGCAUACUUCUUCACGCAGUUGUUGGAGGUCGUCCUCGUGAUGCGGUGGAACCUGGUCAUCGGCAUCCCUGACUUUCUGUUCCUGGUUGGUGACGAUGCCUUCGAUCUGAUGGUCUCCAGAUUUUUCUUCGUCCCCAUGUGCGUGCUGGCCGCCAAGGUUUGCCCUCCUAACCUGGAGGCGACCUUAUGUGCAACCUUGCUGUCUCUGGGAAAUUUCGGCGUGGCCGUCAGUGGGUUCUUGGGCGUGACCAUCUGUGAGAUGUGGGGACUUGUCGGAGACAAUUUCGACAACUUGCCCUACGCCUCCCUGGCCAAGGCCUGCAUGGCACUUCUUCCGAUACCCUUCAUCUUCGUGUUGACACCGGCCUUCACACCGAACGACCCUGUGCCGGAGCACCCCGCCCAGUACGAGGAUUCAACCCGGCGGGAAACGGAAGCCGCGGAAGCCGCGGAAGCCAUCCCUGACAAGCAGAAGGAUCCUACCGACUCUGACAAGCAGAAGUAUCCUCCAACAGAGACGAUGGCAGUCUGA